AUGUUUUCUACGGUGUCAGCAGAGUUUACUUCGGUCACUACAUACCUUACUUUGCAUGGUAACCAGUGUAGAUUCCGUCCUCUUGUAGCAGCUCACUUCGGAGGUUUAUGGGAAGCUGCAGCUAAGUUGACGAAAUUCCAUCUUCGUCGAGUGAUUGGAAACUCUACAUUGACUUUCGAAGAAAUGACGACUAUAUUAACACAAAUUGAGGCUUUCCUUAAUUCUCGGCCUCUCAGCGCUCAGUCAGAUGAUCCAACAGACAUUUCUGCCCUCACGCCAGGACAUUUUCUCAUUAGAGUUCCACUGAAUGCAGGUCCAGAAUCAUCGCUUGCAGACGUUCUUCCAACUCUAUUGACUCGCUGGCAGUUGAUCCAGCAAAUGCGUGAUCAUUUUUGGAAGCGCUAG
Molecule: messenger RNA, 405 nt
Organism: Belonocnema kinseyi
Lineage: Eukaryota; Metazoa; Arthropoda; Insecta; Hymenoptera; Cynipidae
Exons: 1
Coding region: 1-405 (134 amino acids)
Molecular function (GO): nucleic acid binding
Source: RefSeq, a predicted model, not a curated record